ACACACACACACACACACACACACACGCUUCUCUCCAGUGAUUUUGGCCAGAAGUUGAUGUACACGUCAGAGUGCAAGCCUGGAACUGGUAAGCGGACGUGUGCGAUGACCUCAGCAGUUUGUGCGCAUCAGCUGACGCUGGCAGACACCGGAAGACAUGCAACGGAAGGUGGAGAUGCCGAUCAACGAAGGAUUCUCCAUCGCUGGCCCCUCAACCACCCCUCGGAAGCGGCAGGUGCGUUUCUCCGCCCGCCACGACAUCCUGCUCCUGCGUGAGGUCAUAGCUCAGAACCCGUUUACCUCGAAGGAGUCAGGACGGAUCUGGGCUCGUGUGGGCGAGAUCGUUACUGCGGCGCUGCAGGAUGAGAACUUUGAGGUGGAUGGACGCAGAUGCAGGGAGAGAACUAUGCUGCUGCUGGACUACUACAAAAAGCAGGACUUUCCCAGCCUGCGCAGGUUCGGCACAGAGAGGCUCUAUGCUCAGAAGGAGGAUCUUCUGCAUGAGGUUCUAGAGCUUGAGGCAGAGAAAAACCUGAUGGCAAGUGGUGAAGGGAAAUACCAGGAUGGAGAGAUGAAGAAGAGAACACUGGAGGAGCUCACAUUGCCCGAGCCGGACAAACCCACUGUGCUUCCAGUCACGGCAGCGGUGCCUACAGUGUCUGGUUCUUUGGAGCCGGAGGAACAAGAGGACCUGGUCGAGCUGUCUGCACCCACAGCCAAGCGGCCGUGCCAGUGCUGCUGCCAGACGUACUCAGAGAUCCUGAGCUUCCUAGAGAAACGCUCAGAAGCCGAGCAGCGGCUGCGUGAAGAGGAGAUGGCGCUCCGAAGGGAAGAGCUUGAGAUCCAGAGAAGCAAAAUUGCUCUGGAACGUGAACGACUCGGUGCUGAGAGGAAGGAACGUGAGCGGCGCUUUGAGCUGGAGAGCCAGGAGAGGCAAGUCAUCCUCGACCUGCUCAAGGAGAAAGUUCUCAAGAGCGAAAAGAAUUCUGAGUGCUGACUUUCAGAAAAAAAACUCUGCUACAGUUCCGGUAGCUUGGACUCAUUUUGCUAACCUGUUGCUAACUUUCUCCUCACAAACUCUUCUUCUUUUUGCUCAAGAGUUUGUAGAAUUAAUUCUAUCAAGUAAUAGCUGUUUCAAAUACUUAAAAAAUUGGACAUUGUACAUAAAUUUGGAAUCUAAAUGUAGUAUCUAGCUAACAUCUAGCUAGUGAUUGGCUAAAUAUUAAUUUAUAGAUUGUAGCACUUUAAAAAGGCCACAUCCCAAACACUAGUGCUCACGUUUAUGGCUGGGGUUUUACAACAACAACAUCUUAGUUAUUUUCUAACGAAAACAAAUAAUUAAGACUAAAAACCCACCAAAUCAAAAUUUUGAAAUUAAAUGUAUUACAUGACAAUUUAAUAAGAAUUCAGUACAAAAUUUUAAAACCAUAUAAGUAAUUAAGGACAUAUAAUGAUCUAAAAUAUAUUCUAUCCACAAAAUCUUAUUUAUCACAUUUAGCCCAGCUUGAGUUUUUAUUUGAAGUGAAUUAUAACAAAUCAUGGUCGUCGCUAAAACACACAAUUGUUGCACAAAUUACAAAUCCUGAGCAGCUAGUCACUAGCAUUUUUCAUGCUAGUAUUUCAGGACUUUAAACACAAACGUCCUACAAACGUAGCUACGUUUCCCUUUUAUUUCUGUUAAAGAGAGUUAACGAAUUGUAGAGAAUUGUAAAGCGUAAGCUAGCUGAUAAUGUCGUUCUAUACACCAGACAAAUGAAACAGAAAUCCUCACACGGUUUUAUUUUUCUCAGUGGUGUAACGACCUUUUAGUAAAACAUCUGCGUAAAGUUCUUAAAAAGGAAUGCUUUACAACUUAUCUGAUAUAACCGAUUCGGUUUAUGUAGUGAUUAGCAGGAAAUGACGAAUCUUUAGCUAGCAUUGCUCUGGAAACCUUAGCUAGCUAUGCUAACAGAGCGAAGUGAGAAUACCAAUUUUGCACCUUUACGAUUAUUAGUAUUAUUAUUGUUAUUGUUAUUAUUAUUUUAUAUUAUUUAGCACAAAUUGUGUUGUUUUAGAAUUUCAAAUACUUGUAGCAGAAGAAUAAAGAAUUUGGUCAUAUAUUCUUAAGAAUAGUCUUUAAAGUUUGCUAAAAAAUUGAUAAAAGUCUAUGGGGGACACUUACUUUCACCCAGCUGUGGAAAUCUGUGAAACUUAUGUGUGACAUUUCUGUGUGUUAAAUUCUAAACUAUAGUGUUUAGGAGACAAGGACAUGGGCGUCUCUGGGUCAAAAAGGAUGGAGCUCAAGUUCGGAAAAAAAGUUAGUUGGCUUUAAAGAUAACUCUGUUUCCAACAGCAUUGUGCUAGCAUUAGCUAGCUAGAUGUAGUUCAUGUAAAAUACCCCUCUAACAGGGGUAAUGCUAGCUAAUGCUAGGUAAUGCUUUUUUUAAGGCCAAGUUUACUAGCGCAUGAGCAUAAUGUUAUGCAAACAAUUCUAUUGUGUACAUAAUAUCAGUAGCCAAGCUUGUUAGCAAGCUAGGAAACAUUGGGCUAAUUAAUUUAUUUAUUUGUUUAAUAAUAACAUUAACGUUAUUAACCAGCAGCUAAGUUUGUCAUGUUUGUAAAUCAUUUUAUUUUAUUUUAUUUAUUUUAAGAAUAACUGUCAAAAAAGAGUGAAGAAAAAAAAAUGAUAGAACAUAUUUAACGUAUGGUGAUGAUGUCAAAUGAUCGUUUGUUAUUAAACUUAAGCCCCGCCCUCCUUGACGUUGCAACACUCACUAUUCAGCAGAUUCAGGACUCAUUUAAAUGCUGUAAUGUCGUUGCAAGUUGUUGUUUUUUUUGUUUGUCUUAUUUUUGUUUUAAUUAAAAAUCCAACUGUUGCUGCAUGACGUAAAUGACUUUAAGGAUGUACAAUCACAAUUUUUUGGGUUUGGAAGCUGCUGUAGAUGUAAAGUUUGUUACAUUUGUCUGAUUCUCUGUACAGUCAUAUGUUUGGUGUAAAACGAUGCAAAUACCUCGUCAUGCAUCUCGUAGCCAAGUCUUUCUUACAUUUCCCCCCAUGUCUUUGUUGCACUCAUAGAGUUGAAGUGACUUCCUGGUGAAAAGCAAUGUUAAUUAUAUAAUAUUGACGAGAAUAUUCCAGGUCUUCGCUUGUACGUAUUUUUAGUGAUAUUAUUUUUGCUAAAUGAAAAUUAAAAUAAUAUGAUACUACUGAGAUGUAACAUGCUGUAGAAUUAUUUGGAUUACACAGCUUUAUAUUAUGAAUAAAAGUUUGAAUAAUUGCUUUGCA
Tachysurus fulvidraco (yellow catfish) is the source of this 3265-nucleotide messenger RNA. RefSeq lists its product as uncharacterized. The transcript is spliced from 4 exons. The coding region runs from base 158 to 997 and encodes 279 amino acids. The record is from RefSeq and is a predicted model, not a curated record. Lineage: Eukaryota; Metazoa; Chordata; Actinopteri; Siluriformes; Bagridae.